ACGAGCUUCUUUUCGGUUUACGAAUCCGCUAGUCAAGAAGGAUGGGUUUUCCUUAUGUAUCGAGCCAUCGAUAGUCUUCCGUCAUGGCGUGCAUUCUUUUAUUUCAUUACAUUGAUUUUCUUUUUGGCGUGGCUGGUUAAAAAUGUCUUUAUAGCCGUCAUUAUUGAAACAUUCGCUGAGAUUCGUGUGCAAUUUCAACAGAUGUGGGGCUCACGAGGAGCACCAUCCGAUAUCGAAGCAACAAAAGUACUUCAAAAAGCGGAUGAUAGUACAUUGAAACUAGUGAAUAUCGAUGAAAAUAAGAAGAAAGGCGUUGCGCCAGCUAUUUGUAUGAAAAUUGUACAAUCACCUGUGUUCACGACUGUUGUGAUGAUUGUUGUUCUUGCGAACACGGUAUUUACAGCAAC
Adineta ricciae is the source of this 407-nucleotide messenger RNA. The record is from the annotation of a GenBank genome assembly. NCBI's taxonomy places the organism in Eukaryota, Metazoa, Rotifera, Eurotatoria, Adinetida, Adinetidae.